Messenger RNA from Panicum virgatum (switchgrass), 1068 nucleotides. RefSeq lists its product as uncharacterized. The coding region runs from base 1 to 1068 and encodes 355 amino acids. Gene Ontology annotation, molecular function: protein binding. Lineage: Eukaryota; Viridiplantae; Streptophyta; Magnoliopsida; Poales; Poaceae. The record is from RefSeq and is a predicted model, not a curated record. The transcript is spliced from 2 exons.
AUGCCGCCGCCGCCGCCGCUGCCGGAGGAGAUCGUGGAGGAGGUCCUCGUUCGCUUCCCGCCGGACGACCCCGCGAGCCUCGUCCACGCCGCCCUCGUCAGCAAGCAGUGGUGCCGCAUCAUCUGCGGCGCUCGCCGCGGCUUCAGCCGCAGGUUCCGCGAGCUCCACCUCUCGCCCCCGCUGCUAGGCUUCCUCUGCAACCGCUUCGAUGGCGCCCUCGGCGCCCGCUUCGACGCCACCGCCGCCGCCCGCUUCGUCCCCACAUCGUCUUCCUUCCGCCCGCCCAAUGCUAUUAUUGCUGACCGCCGCCGCCGCGGCUGGCGAGCCGUCCACUCGGGCCACGGCCGCGUCCUCCUCCACCAUGCGCGCACCUGGGACGACGAUCGCCUCGUCGUCUGGGAUCCCAUCACCGGCGAGCAGCGCCAGCUUCCCGAGUCGCCGCUGCACGGCGUGCUCAUGUGGAGCUGGAACGCGGCUGUGCUCUGUCAUGCUGCAGCUGCAGGCGGCGGCUGCAACCAUCUCGACUGCCACCGCGGCCCUUUCGUCGUCAUCUUCGUGGGGAAUUUCAUUGCCAACAGACAGACAUUCUCCUGCGUCUACUCAUCCGAGACUGAUGGGUGGAGCGAGCCUCUCUUUGAUGAUCGCCUUCCCCACCAGGGUCUCCAUCAUGGCAGCGUCGCCGCUCUCGUGGGGAAUUCGCUCUACUUCAUGUAUGACAGCCACCAGGGAAUCCUCAAGUAUGAUCUGCUGACACAGGAGAUGUCUGCGAUCCCUGUACCAGCUAGAGGCACUGUGCUCAUGGCUACGGAGGAUGGCAGGCUGGGCCUCGCCACUGUGCCCGAGUCCAGGCUCUGCAUGUGGUCGAGAGAGCAGGGUCCCAAUGGAGAUGCAGGAUGGACACAGAGCAGGGUCAUUGAGCUCGAUACGCUACUCCCCAUUCACAGGCUUUCAGGGGCUCUGGUCGCUGGGUUUGCAGAUAAUGGAGCCGGUGGGGUCAUUUUCGUAAGGACAGCUGCUGCGUUUUUCUCGUUUGAUCUCAAGUCUGGCAGGGUCGACAAGCAUGAGUAA